Suillus subaureus is the source of this 309-nucleotide messenger RNA. RefSeq lists its product as uncharacterized. NCBI's taxonomy places the organism in Eukaryota, Fungi, Basidiomycota, Agaricomycetes, Boletales, Suillaceae. Bases 1 to 309 code for a protein of 102 amino acids. The transcript has 2 exons. The record is from RefSeq and is a predicted model, not a curated record.
AUGCCCAUGCCAGAUCUCCAUGCCAUGGCAAUUACAAUUCAGGAUGAGCAGGAUGGUAAGAUUGAUACCCUGCAAUGCCUCCGUGAAGGCCUUAGGCACAAAAUUGUUGACCAGUACCCCUCAUUCCAAAUUCCUGACCCUCCUGCCAAUGCACCAUCCUUGUUGCUUGAUCAAUCUGUCCCCGCAUCCAUGUCACCCCCUGAAUCUGCACUCCCUCCUUUUAUUGAUCUCUUGGUGGCAGGGAUGGUGCCCACACCCCCGAAAUUUGAGGAUGCCUCUGUCUUUGGGUGUCACUACAUUGCUUGUUAG